Molecule: messenger RNA, 1967 nt
Organism: Bursaphelenchus xylophilus (pine wood nematode)
Lineage: Eukaryota; Metazoa; Nematoda; Chromadorea; Rhabditida; Aphelenchoididae
Source: the annotation of a GenBank genome assembly
AUGCAACAGGAGACGAAGUUCGAGCCAUACAACCCGGACCGACCCAAGAUGGUCACGAGCUUUAAGGGGAACCAGAAGCUCAUCUUCCAGGGAUACCGGUACAAUAUUCACCAUAUUGUACCCACCAAAGGUGUUAAAACGUGGCGAUGUGUUUGUGCCAAAAAGCUGACAUCUUCAAGGUCCUGGUGCAAAGGACGUGCGGAAACAUGGGACAAUGACAGUCAGGGCACCGCCAAAGGAGAACACAACCAUCCAGCCGAACACGAUGUAGCCGAACUAGAAUACUUUAAGGUAAUUUAAAUUAUUUCUAUUUUCUUGAGAAAGUGAAAUGCGCGCAACUUUCCCUGGUUGACCUUGACAUCCUUUCGUAUUUUACCGAACUUUUUUAGAGCCAACUAAUCAUGGCCGCUAUCAACUUCCCCAACAUUCCCUUGAACGAUCUUAUUGAUGAAGCGGCCCAUUAUAUGACUCAAGGAGUCACAUUCGGCAGUCGAGAUAGCCUCAAGAAAAGCCUGACUAUGGCCAGAAGAAGUGCGGAGAACGGCGGAUUUAGAAUUAGAUGCUACAAAAAUUCAGAAUCUUCAAAGAGUCGGAAUCCCACAUCACAGAAUACCAGUUCUGUGCCAACUACUGUAAGCUGCUUUUCCUAUUGUUUUCGUAGUCAGCUGACUAAAUGAUUUCUAAAUUCACAAUCUUCAGGUGAAACUUCCGACGGAACUGAAGUUCCCGGGAAACGGGACGAUGAUGAGUCUCUUGAUGCUGGCACAACAAUGCAGCAAAAAACAAGAGAACAAUAACGACGCCGAUCAUUUGGAUCUUAACGACGUAAGCGAAAACUUCCGACUUCUCUCCUCUCUUUGGUUGCGCAACCACAAAAUAAUAUAAUAAUUGAAUGUUUCUUUUCAGCAGGGUUCCUCCUCGACUUCGGACUUUUUGAGUCAGCUGAUGGGCAACGCCCACAACAGUAAUAAUCAUCAAGAUAUCCUGGACAGUUUCGAUCGCAACUCCCCGUUGACAAAGAUCGCCAAGCUAGACGAAUCCUCCACCGAUCUCGAUGACAGCGGCAUUUCUCUUUCGACCUCAGGCGGCCUUCUCAACUGGUCCCCGCAACGAGGUCACAACUCACAUGACAUUCAAAAUGUAAAUACCCCAUCAGCCCGCUCCACUCCUCAAUCCACCCAAUCCAAUUUCACUUAUCUGCCUCAGGCAUCCGUGCAGUCCAAGACCGCGAUCGACCGAGCAAUUCGGGGUAGCAAGGCCGCUCGUGCCAAUGACAUUCUGAAUAAGUAAGUGCCCGUAAUUAGAUCAACUCAUUGACUGCAAUUACUCGCUCUUUUGUAAACAUUGCGGGACUUGUUUGGGGGCUUAUUCAGAAAAGGACAAAAGAAGAUCGGUCACGACUUGGGUCGAAGGAAUCGCGAAUCCGAUCUCAUCGACUUCCUUUUUUGUUGUUUUCGGGAGUCACGAAAAUAUCCCGAUAAGGUCAAUAGUUCUGAAGAAAUAGCAACGUAAACAAAGGAGUAAUUUACAACACAUUACAAUAGAUUUAGAUUUAUUCCUUCUGCUUUUACAGGCUUACCAAACAAGCAAUGGCCAAUGCCCGGAAAUCCCCGGACUUCCCCGGUUCCAAUGCCUCGGACGCGUCUUCGGAAGCGUCAGUCUGCUCUCGACCUCGGCUCCCAACCAGUUCCAUCGAAACCCAAACUGACUUUGAUCUUGUCCCAACUCCCUUGAAAUCGCUGAAAACAAACGGAGCGGAAAAGACGCGUUGUCCAAGCAUAGUCAGCGAGAAAGACGAGUUGGCCGAUGAGUCCAAUGAAGAAGAUGACACCCAUACAGAGCAUGGGGAAUGUCAGAACGGGAAGGGAGACAAGUGUGGAUGCAGAGUGAUACGAGUUUGUUGUUGCGAGAAUACCAGCAAUUGCAAACAAAGGAAGCGCCAGUUCGCCGAGAUCAGUGCCGAGUAA